This is a messenger RNA of Onychostoma macrolepis, 864 nucleotides long. RefSeq lists its product as uncharacterized. Bases 145 to 780 code for a protein of 211 amino acids. Lineage: Eukaryota; Metazoa; Chordata; Actinopteri; Cypriniformes; Cyprinidae. The transcript is spliced from 4 exons. The record is from RefSeq and is a predicted model, not a curated record.
UACAUGCAAGAAUAGCUUGUACAUGUGGGUGGUGGUCAUAUCCUGUGGGGGAGGCUUUACACGAAACAUAUGUUUAACUCAGUCCUUUUAGUUCACAAGUUGUCUGUCACAGAAGUGUUCACAUACUUUAGGUCCUAGUGUUUAAUGAUGGUUCACCUGUUUGUUUUGAUCUGCUUGUGGCAUCUGGUUGGUGUGUUUGCUGACACUGAUGCAGUGCAAUCAGUGUCAGUGCUGGAGGGAGAUUCAGUCGCUCUAGAAUCUGGUUUUACUGAAAUGGUGGACGAUGAUCUGAUUCUGUGGAAGUUUGGAGCUGAAAACACUUUAAUAGCUCAAAUCAAUGUACUGGCCGACAGCAUCAUUGUGUAUGAUAAUGCUCUUGCUGGGAGAUUCAGAGAAAGACUGAAGCUGGAUGAUCAAACUGGAUCUCUGACCAUCACAAAUAUCAGAACCACAGACUCUGGAGUUUAUCAACUUCAUACCAGCAGUGUGAGGAAGCGUUUCAAUCUCACUGUCAAUGCUUGCCUGCCUGUUCCUGUCAUCAGCAGUAACUCUUCAUCAUUAUCAAGAUCGUCAAAACGUGAAUAUUUGAACAUCACUGAUCUCUGUCAGAAAUGUGCAGAUUUACAUGUCCAUUGUUGUGAUACUGUUGAAGCUGUGAUCCGAUUGGUCGUCACUGCUCUGAUGGGCGUGGCUGCUACGAUUGCAGUUGUUCUUCUUGUCAAUGAUGUCAGAUCUACAAGAGGCAGUGAAUUGAAAGGACAAACGGAUUUGAAAUCAUAGUAUUUAUCCAGUCAAGCUCACCAUUCAAACUCAACAUAUUAUAUACCCAUGAAUUAAAUAUUAUAUACCCAUGUAUCUCCUCAA